Molecule: messenger RNA, 1829 nt
Organism: Spinacia oleracea (spinach)
Lineage: Eukaryota; Viridiplantae; Streptophyta; Magnoliopsida; Caryophyllales; Amaranthaceae
Product: amino acid permease 8
Exons: 6
Coding region: 212-1684 (490 amino acids)
Source: RefSeq, a predicted model, not a curated record
UAUCGCAACCCCCAAAAAGAAAACACCAUUCACUCCUUCACUCGUUCAGUAUUCAUAAAUGUUGACGGAUUAUAAAUAGUGUUAGUGAUUUGUUUAGUUUCUCACUAACAACAAUUCCUACUAUCCCGUGAAAAACAAUCUACUCCUACAAUUAAUUACUAAAUUGGGAUUGCAAAUUAAUUUUAUCAAAGAAGAAUUGGAUUAAUUGAAAAUGGCGGGCAGAAAAGAUGAAGAAUCCCAGCAAGAAGAUAAUGGGGUUGAUGUAUCGGCUUCGCCUGCUAUUUUCCAAUUUCCAAAUGCCGAGAAGUUAGAUGUCGACGAUGAUGGCAAGCAUAGAAGAACGGGGACGGCAUGGACAGCAAGUGCACAUAUUAUUACAACAAUCAUAGGUUCAGGAGUUCUUUCACUAGCUUGGGCCACGGCGCAGCUUGGAUGGUUGGGAGCAAUCGCGACAAUUCUAAUAUUUUCCAGCACCAUGCUUUUUACUUCAAACCUCCUUGCAGAUUGUUACCGCUCCCCUCAUCCGGUCACCGGAAAGAGAAACUACACCUACAUGGAGGCGGUCCAAGCCAAUUUAGGUAGGGUGAGUUGCAUUACUUGUGGGAUAUUACAGUACACCAAUCUUGGUGGUUUUGCAGUUGGUUACACAAUAACUGCACCAAUUAGCAUGAUAGCGUUCCAAAAAUCCAACUGCUUCCACAAAAAAGGACAUGAUGCAUCUUGCAAGUUCAGCAAUAACCCUUACAUGAUUGGUUUCGGAAUCUGCGAAAUCAUUUUGUCUCAAAUACCCAGUUUGCAUGAGCUAACAUGGUCAUCAACUAUUGCUGCAAUUAUGUCUUUCGCUUAUUCAUCAAUUGGUAUUGCACUUUCAAUUGCUAGGAUUAUUGCAGGGAAAGGAGGGAAGACAACUCUAACAGGAGUAGAGAUAGGCGUAGGUUUUACCGCGGCUGAUAAAACAUGGAAGGUGUUGACAGCACUUGGAGAUAUUGCAUUUGCUUAUCUCAUUUCUCAAGUCCUCAUCGAUAUACAGGAUACUUUAAAGUCAAGUCCACCAGAAAAUAAGGUAAUGAAGAAGGCGAACGCAAUAUCAAUGUUAACAACCACAAUUUUCUACUUAAUGUGCGGCUGCUUUGGCUAUGCUGCAUUUGGGAAUGAUGCACCAGGCAACAUGUUAACCGGGUUCGGCUUUUACGAACCCUUCUGGUUAGUAGACUUAGCCAACAUCUUCAUCGUCAUUCAUUUAGUAGGAGCAUUCCAGAUACUUGCUCAACCUGUCUAUAAGAAGAUCGAAUCAUUAUCCAUCUCGAAAUGGCCGAACUCAGCGUUCGUAAAAGCAGAGUAUCCCAUUAAAAUAGGCAGCAAAACUUUGAUAAGCCUAAAUCCUCUAAGACUAACUGGAAGAACCACAUUUGUGAUUCUGGUAACCGUAUUGGCAAUGGCAAUGCCCUUCUUCAACGACGUUAUUGCCUUGUUAGGAGCAGUCGGGUUUUGGCCAUUAUCCAUAUAUUUCCCAAUCCAGAUGUAUAUUGCUCAAAACAGGAUCAAACGAUGGUCAUUCAAGUGGUUAAUGCUCCAACUUUUUAACUUGUUGUUUUUGCUUGUUUCGAUAGCUGCUGGUGCUGCUUCUAUACAAGGUAUUAGUCAUGGUCUUCAUACAUCAAAGCCCUUCCAAUUCAAAGUAUAACGAAAUUGUUUGAUCAUCUUAUUUCAGGUUUAGGCAGUGCAAUGUACGUUUUGUAUGUAUAGUUUAUCUACUAGUUUGUAGUUAAGUCUUGUGUGCAGGAUGCUUAGAAACAAUUUUAUUAAGAAAAGUAAGUGUUUUUCCCCUA